AUGGAACCUCCGAUACUGAACCUUCCCGAUGAAGUCACUUUCAUGAUGCAAGCUGGUUUAGCAAGAGAUUCUAUUACAGUAGAUGUCGGUGAUCUGAAUUUAAAAAGUCUUAAAGACCUUGCUUGCAAUUUUGUCGAUAAAAAGUUUCCUGAACAUAAUUUGAAUAGAUUGAGUGAAAGAUUGAUACUAUUUCGCCACGACUACUCCUCAACGAAUAUAUUGCAUCCAAUCAAUGCAGCUUCAGAAGUAGCCGAAGGAACUUUGGUUGAAAUAGUUGUUUCAGGCAAGGAUCCAUCUGAAGAUAUUCAGAUUAUGCCUCAUUCUUUAAUGGUCCAUUCCUACAAAUCACCAACUUUCUGUGAUUUUUGUGGUGAAAUGCUAUUUGGUCUUAUGCGGCAAGGCUUAAAAUGUGAAGGCUGUGGAUUAAAUUUCCAUAAACGUUGUGCCUAUAAAAUACCUAAUAAUUGUACUCAUACGCGCAGGCGUAGAUCUGCAACUUCAUUAUAUCCUCGAAGUCCCACAGAGUCUUUAGGCCAUACCUCUAGUAGUGCCUGUUUCACUGAUGAUUCAAUGCUAGGUGGUACCUCUCCGAGCCGUGCUCGAUCUCCUUCUCUGAACAUGGGAAGACCAGUGUGGGUGGAGCGUGAACUUGCUGGUCGAAUAAGAGUCCCUCACACAUUUGUUGUCCAUUCCUAUACCAGGCCAACAGUGUGUCAGCACUGUAAGAAACUUCUCAAAGGGCUUAUUAGACAGGGACUUCAGUGCAAAGAUUGUAAAUUCAAUGUUCAUAAAAAGUGCAUGGAUCGAGUUCCGAUGGAUUGCGCUGGAGAAGCUCCUAAAGAGUGGGCACUUGAAGCAAACCGAAAUGGAGAAGGUGAAAAUGAAGGAGAACGAGAAAGCCUAGAGGAUGAAUCAGACAAUGAAGGGGAACAGCUAGAGAAAUCAAAUGAAAACCAAGAUAGUCAGGAUAAUCAAGAUGAAGAAUCUAAAAUCCCAGCUAAUGUCACAUCUAGUAACAACAUUCCACUAAUGCGCAUAGUGCAAAGUAUCAAGCAAAUGAGGCGGAAAGGCUCAAAAAUUUUAAAAGAAGGAUGGAUGGUGCAUUUUACAAGCAAAGAUAAUAUGCAACAUAAGGUUGGUUACACAGUUGUUUUUUAUAAUGUGAAAAAAAAGCGUCAUUACUGGAGACUGGAUACAAAAUCUAUUAUUAUGUUUCAAAAUGAAACUACAACGAAGUACUACAAGGAAAUUCCACUGUCCGAAAUCCUUUCUGUUGAACCAACCAAACAACAAGUGAGUGGAGAGUCUGGUCAAAGCUAUUGUUUUGAACUGCGAACGGCAAGUGUGGAUUAUUACAUUGGAGAAGAUCUCGACAUAUCUCGAGGUUGGGAAGUUUCUAUUCGCCAAGCACUUAUGCCUGUUACAACUCCUACAACAAUAACCCUUAUAAAGGAUGUUGGGGCUCCUCAUCAUGAUGAAAAUGGUAAAAAGGAAAAUCAAGACCAAAAUAUUGAUAUAAGCCUACAAUAUCAAAUAUUUCCAGAAGAGGUUUUAGGUUCUGGCCAGUUUGGUGUUGUUUAUGGAGGUGUUCAUAGGACAAGUGGUCGUGCAGUAGCCAUAAAAGUUAUUGAAAAAGUUCGUUUUCCCACUAAGCAAGAAGCUCAACUGAAAAAUGAGGUGUCGAUUUUACAAAAUAUUCAUCACCCCGGUGUGGUUAAUUUGGAGAAAAUGUUCGAGACACCGGAAAGGAUUUUUGUUGUAAUGGAGAAGUUGAAGGGUGAUAUGCUGGAAAUGAUUCUUUCAAGUGAAAAACGAAGACUAUCGGAACGAAUAACUAAAUUCUUGAUUUUCCAGAUUUUAUCUGCAUUAAGGCAUCUUCAUUUCAAGAACAUUGUUCACUGUGAUUUAAAACCAGAAAAUGUACUUCUGUCAUCAGAUUCCGACUUUCCUCAGGUGAAACUUUGUGAUUUUGGCUUUGCACGCAUUAUUGGGGAAAAAUCAUUCAGAAGAUCUGUAGUGGGAACUCCGGCCUAUUUAGCUCCAGAAGUUCUCAGGAAUAAAGGCUACAAUCGCUCACUGGAUAUGUGGUCUGUCGGAGUUAUUGUUUAUGUUAGUUUAAGUGGUACCUUUCCUUUUAAUGAGGAUGAGGAUAUCAACGAUCAAAUACAGAAUGCAGCUUUCAUGUAUCCUCCUUGUCCUUGGAAAGAGGUCUCAUCUGAUGCUAUCGAUUUGAUCAAUAAUCUUCUUCAAGUCAAAACUCGUAAAAGAUUUACAGUGGAUAAAUCUUUGUCUCAUGCUUGGUUGCAGGACUACCAAACUUGGUGUGAUCUUCGGGAACUGGAGAGUCAGGUGGGUUGGAGAUACCUCACUCAUGAGUCGGAUGAUGCGCGGUGGGACGCUUAUCGCCGAGAGCACAACCUCCCCCCACCCCCUCCAGUGCCCCAAGAGAGAAUGACCGACCGAAUCCCCCGUGCACCCUCCAAGCUGAUGCCUUGUCCAGAAGCCAAGAAGGAGGAAGAAGCCAAUAACAACGUUUUCACGAGGAUACGCCUUUGA
Uloborus diversus is the source of this 2556-nucleotide messenger RNA. RefSeq names its product serine/threonine-protein kinase D3-like. The transcript has 22 exons. Bases 1 to 2556 code for a protein of 851 amino acids. Gene Ontology annotation, molecular function: protein serine/threonine kinase activity; ATP binding. Gene Ontology annotation, biological process: protein phosphorylation. The record is from RefSeq and is a predicted model, not a curated record. Lineage: Eukaryota; Metazoa; Arthropoda; Arachnida; Araneae; Uloboridae.